AAGCAGCAAGCAUUCCUUUCUUUUUAUACUUCUCUUUAGCUCCUCAGGUUUUGAGAAAAGAUGGGAAAAGUUUCCUCUUCCUUUGGUGUGAUGCUGCUGCUAUUGCUGGUUAUAGGACUGGCUGAGUGUCGGAUAUUAGAGAAAGUUGAGUAUAAAGAGAACGUAGGAGGUGGUUUUGGUGGAGGAAGUGGCGGAGGAUUUGGUCAAGGUGGUGGUGCCGGAGGUGGAUUUGGAGGUGGUUCUGGUGGUGGAGUAGGAGGAGGAUUUGGAGGAGAAAGUGGUGGUGGGGGCGGCUUUGGAGGUGGCCCUGGAGGAGGGUUUGGCAGUGGUGGAGGUUCAGGUGGUGGAUUUGGAGGUGGGUCUGGUGGUGGUGGAGGUUUAGGUGGUGGCUUUGGAGGUGGGUCUGGUGGUGGUGCAGGAGGUGGUGCCGGUGGCGGCUUUGGUGGUGGCGGCAAUCUCCAGUCACACCACCCAAUUCCACGGGCCCCCAAUCACUACUAUUAACCAUAAGAUUCAAAUUCGACAAUCCAAGUCUAUCCAAAAUAUUGAUCCCAAAGAUGUAGCAGAUAACUCAUUGACAAACAUUUGAAUUUUAUGUAUAUUUGAAUUUUGUAUCAAGCCUAUCCUUUUUGUUCUAUAUUUGAAUAUAUCUGAUCUUGUAAAGUCCUAAUAUACAUAAUGAAAACUUCUCAUCUGGUA
Messenger RNA from Carya illinoinensis, 699 nucleotides. Its product is annotated as glycine-rich cell wall structural protein-like. NCBI's taxonomy places the organism in Eukaryota, Viridiplantae, Streptophyta, Magnoliopsida, Fagales, Juglandaceae. The transcript has a single exon. The record is from RefSeq and is a predicted model, not a curated record. The coding region runs from base 61 to 504 and encodes 147 amino acids.